Messenger RNA from Trypanosoma rangeli, 1806 nucleotides. Its product is annotated as RNA-editing complex protein MP63. The record is from RefSeq and is a predicted model, not a curated record. The coding region runs from base 1 to 1806 and encodes 601 amino acids. NCBI's taxonomy places the organism in Eukaryota, Euglenozoa, Kinetoplastea, Trypanosomatida, Trypanosomatidae. The transcript has a single exon.
AUGAUUUCAGAGGCGAUGCAUCGGUGGUUGCUUGGUGGCGUGAUGGCGAAAUGCUCCCGGAGAGCGGGUGCACGAUGGCUAGCGUGCGUUGUGAAAGCGCGUUACAGUGUCAAGCGUCUAAACGAUGGCAAUUGCUUUUUCUUACCAGCACUGAAUUGCCAGGAACGAUUUCAAUCAUCCUCGGACAAGAAGUAUCACUGUAGCGUCUGUAAAAAAGCCUUUCGCCUCGAGAUGGCGGCAAAGUUACACGUCCAGCAGGCGCACGGGGGCGACGGUUUGGUGGAGGCCGGCCCGGGCCCUGGCGUUGAAGCUUCUUCCACUGCCGCGCCCUCAACGCCGCCUUCCACCCCUAUUGAAAGGAAUUUUUCGGAGGAAGAGGAACGACGUCCGCGUCGCAUGAGGCCCACACCGAAACCGCUUCAUCAACCAGAUCGCGAGGUGCCAGAUGCCGACAUGGCAGAGCUCCUUGUUUUGUGGGACAAAAUUGGACUUAACAGAUUGGAAGGGAGCUUUGUUCACAGCACAAUGGUGAUGAAGGUCUUCGCUGCACGUCCUGAUAUACCAGAACAGCCCCUCUAUGAGCCUGUUACGCCCCAAGGUGAUAACCCCUUUGAGAAGAUGGGUGACGUUGUUGCAAGUGCGGCGUCGGACGCCUAUGUUGGCGACCACGGGUUUACAGAGGUGGACUUGAAGGCUCCAUUUGCGCCAGCACCUGAUCGCACAUUGAAUCCUUUCCGUGCGGGGAGGGUGGAAAAUCCCUUUGUAAAAGUGUCAAUGGUGCAGCGCGAGACACCAAAAACGGCUCAGCCGCAGCCGCAGCAGCAACAGCAACAGUCUGUGCCAAAGGAAGAGCCUGUUGCUGCGCCAAUAACACCAUUUGGACAGUUGCCAAUGUUUGGCAGACAUCAGUCACCGAAAGAGACCACUGCAUCAAUGCCAUUACAGCAGAGCGUCUCGGACCCUGGAGAGGUUGCCUCUCCCUUCACAUCGGCAGUGGCUGAUUCACCAUUUACUGGUCAAGUGGCAUCGCCUUUCACUUCCACGUCUGACACUACUGCUACGCCUUUUGAAUCGACACCGUUCACAGCAGCAUCACCUUUUGCUGCACCUGGAAUGCAGGCAGGUUCACCAUUUAGUGCCAAUGUUGUAUCUAGUCCUUUUCUUCAAGAUGCCUCAGCCCCGUCCACCGCAUUCCCCAUAGCCAUGGGUUUUCCAACUUUGGCGUCAGACGUCCAAAAGGAGCAGAGUGCUCCUGUAGAGCAAAAGUGCCCCACAUGCGGUAAGGCGUUCUCCACCUUUGAUGGACUUGUCAUGCAUAGCAAAGCCAAACAUGGGGCUAUUCUUGAACGUGAAAAUAAGAAGGAUGGAAAACAAAAAAGACGCAGCGUACCUGAUUUACCUGCAUACAUUCCAAGUCCUGUUGAUCUUUCAUCGACAUCACCGUUUGGAACGAAAACCGCCGUCAGUGCUUCAUGGGUGGAAACUGAGUUAAUCCCACAUGCUCAGUGUGUGAGCAAUAUUACAAUUGUUGGCCGCGUGCUUGACGUUACACAGACAAUGGAAAGUGUAUCCCAUAUCACUGUGUUUGUCCAAGGUGAGAAAAGUGGGGAAGAAGAAACAGUCACUGUGUAUUGCUCUGGUGAUAUCAACACUCAGGUUCGCGAUACCGUGAAGCGUAAUACCACAAUAUUCUUGACUGGAACACUCCGACUUCAUCCCAUUUACGAGGCGAGCAACAACAAGUAUUAUGUGAGCCCUGUUGUGCAUGUUGCGUCGCCAACAGGGACACUAGCCGUGAUCACAUAA